This is a messenger RNA of Chenopodium quinoa (quinoa), 959 nucleotides long. RefSeq names its product putative per-hexamer repeat protein 5. The record is from RefSeq and is a predicted model, not a curated record. The transcript has a single exon. The coding region runs from base 176 to 676 and encodes 166 amino acids. Lineage: Eukaryota; Viridiplantae; Streptophyta; Magnoliopsida; Caryophyllales; Amaranthaceae.
GGAGAAAUAAAGAAAAAACGGAAAAAUGUUUUCUCAUAAUAUCUCCCCUUUCCCUAUUUGGCAAAAAAAUAUCAGCCCUUACUACUUACUCUUACUAUAUAUAGAGAUAGCUUUACACUAGUUUAAGUGCAUAUUUUCUCAACAAAACAACCCUCAACUCAAACAAUCAUACAAAAUGUGUCAUCUUAAAACCCUUGUAUUCAUCUUUCUCAUGCUCAACAUGCUAGUUACCCCAUCUCUAGCUCGCCAUAAUGCUGCCUUUGGCGAAAACAAAGAACAGAAAAUGGAUAAAAUAGCGAUAAUAAUAUCAUUACCACCCUCCUCACCCUCACCUUCACCCUCACCCUCACCUUCAGCAGAAGCAGCUGACACUCAACUCAAUGAGGAGACAACAACUGGCGCUACGGGCUCGGGUCAUGGCCGGAACUGGUCUUACGGUUGGGGCUGGACAUCAGGGCCUACUAGUGGUUCCGGAUACGGCUAUGGUUCAGCCCAAUCCCCUAGUGAAUCCAAAUAUUCACCUGGUGCUGGGUCAGGGUCCGGAUCAGGGUCUGGCUCAGGGUCUGGAUCCGGGUCAGGGUCUGGUUCUGGAUCUGGGUCAGGAUCCGGGUCUGGAUCAGGGUCAGGGUCCGGCUCAGGGUCUAGGCCUGGUCCAGUCCCUAGUUCUAGAAACUGAUAUGGGUAAAACUGGUCACGACUCACGAGGCGGUGGUGCGGGUGGAGCCGGGGAAGUGGCGGAGGAGGUGGGUAUGUAAUGGAACUAUUUCAAAGUUGAAAUCUUGGCUAGUUAUUCAUGUAAUGUGUUAGUUUAUAUGUAAGCUGUUACUCAAUUUAUAUGGAUAAUAUAGUAUGCCGUAUGCAUGCACAGAUGCACUCAAUUUAUAUACUGUAAUGUACUCAUAUUAUGCAUGUCACUAGAGUGCUUUCGUGCAUCAUCAAUAAAAUCAUAAUAUGUACUC